Gavia stellata (red-throated loon) is the source of this 1462-nucleotide messenger RNA. Its product is annotated as lysophosphatidic acid receptor 6-like. The coding region runs from base 20 to 1051 and encodes 343 amino acids. Gene Ontology annotation, biological process: G protein-coupled receptor signaling pathway. The record is from RefSeq and is a predicted model, not a curated record. The transcript is spliced from 2 exons. NCBI's taxonomy places the organism in Eukaryota, Metazoa, Chordata, Aves, Gaviiformes, Gaviidae. Gene Ontology annotation, cellular component: membrane. Gene Ontology annotation, molecular function: G protein-coupled receptor activity; oxysterol binding.
CUACCCUCCAGCAGAAAUCAUGCCAGGUAUUUCCUGGACUGAAGGAGUCUCCAAUGAGACAGUUGCCAAUGCCAGUUCAGAAUUCCGUUUGGAAGCAGACUUCCAGUAUUCCUUGUUCACUGUCAUCUACAGCAUUGUCUUCGUGCUGGGACUGAUAGAAAAUGUCUUAGCUCUGUACUUCCUGUCCUGCAAAGUAAAGCACACUUCGCAUUCCUAUGUAUACAUGAUUAAUCUAGCUCUGGUAGACACCUUGUUUGUUUGUGUGUUGCCUUUUAAAAUUCAUUACCACCUGAAUCGGAACAAUUGGAUCUUUGGUGACAUGGCUUGUAGGAUAACUGGGACUUUGUACUACAUCAACAUCUAUCUAAGCAUUGCCUUUUUCACCUGCAUCUGUGUUGAUCGUUACAUUGCAGUGUUGCACCCCUUCACGUACGUCCAGACCAAAGUCAUCCAUUACGUGAUGGUGGUCACAAUCCUUUGGGUGGUCGCUCUGAGUGUCACGGUUCCGCUUAUCCUCGGAGGUCCCCUCCACAACAGUGGUGUGAGGAACACAACAGCGUGUUUUGAGAACUUUGCUACGACUAGCUGGACUUACCGCAUGGCACCUUACAACAUCCUGGCCUUAGUUUUUGGUUUUGUGAUCCCAUUUUCCAUCAUUCUCAUCAGCUACCCUCUCAUUGCUAAGAGGAUCUCCCAGAUGAAACGCAGCAUUUGCAAGAGGAAGGCCCUGAGCACCAUCUACAUCAUCUUGGUCAUUUGUACUUUGUGCUUUCUCCCGUAUCAUCUCACUCACUUGCUCCACUUUUUAAUGAGAAUCCAAGUCAUCCAGAACGGGUCAUUUACCAACUUGAUCUACAAAAUGCGAAGGGUCACCUUAGCCCUCGUGAGUUUCAACUGUUGCCUUAACCCACUCUUGUACUACUUCACCUCUUCCAGCAAGCAAUGGCGCUUCAACUUCAGGCUCAGAUCCAGGUCUAAAAUGGUGUACACAAUCUGUGACCAGAAACUGGGGGAGUCCUGCUAUGUCUAUAAACUACAACAGAGACGCUGAAAUAAACACAGAGAUGGAAUCAACUGAUCUACUUUAAAACCACACAGCUUCUGAGAACUGCUGAGUUUUCCACCCUAUCAAACAUGAGACUUUGGAGAGAAUUUAUCAUUUUUAGGUUAUCAGAGUCACCAGAAAACCACUGGCCUGGAUGACAAAGCUGCUUAAAAGCCAACGGUUUACUUCAGAGGAUGUGAUCUUUGGUAACGGAGAUACAGACUCACUGUUCUGUUCCUUCCCACACCACCCCAAACUUUGUAAGUGCAUAUAUAUAUAUAUAUGCUAUUGGCCUGUAGGCAUGCAAGACUGCUGAGCAGAGGAGAACGGAAGGGAAAUUGUCAUGGGGCUUGUUUAACAGGGACCAAGGUAUGCCUAACUAACUGUGGCGAUGCAAAACACCGGCUAGAAGUUACA